This is a messenger RNA of Microthlaspi erraticum, 291 nucleotides long. Lineage: Eukaryota; Viridiplantae; Streptophyta; Magnoliopsida; Brassicales; Brassicaceae. The record is from the annotation of a GenBank genome assembly.
AUGAUAAGCCAUAAAGCUCCUGUAACUGGAGGUUUUGGAGCAGAGAUCUCUGCAACAAUCCUCGAACGUUGCUUCUUGAAGUUAGAAGCGCCAGUAAGCAGAGUAUGUGGUCUGGACACUCCAUUCCCACUUGUGUUUGAGCCAUUCUACAUCCCCACCAAGAACAAGGCAAGUUCCUCUUCCUCUUCCUGUUUUCUCUACACUGACAAAUACUACUUGAUUGAUUGCUGUUUCGGAGGAGGUUUUUGUAGUAUAUGCACUUGGAAAUGGAAUCUAGGUUUUUAUGGAUAA